Sinocyclocheilus grahami is the source of this 3011-nucleotide messenger RNA. RefSeq names its product zinc finger DHHC-type palmitoyltransferase 8b (gene zdhhc8b). The record is from RefSeq and is a predicted model, not a curated record. NCBI's taxonomy places the organism in Eukaryota, Metazoa, Chordata, Actinopteri, Cypriniformes, Cyprinidae. The transcript is spliced from 11 exons. The coding region runs from base 301 to 2601 and encodes 766 amino acids. Gene Ontology annotation, biological process: protein palmitoylation. Gene Ontology annotation, molecular function: palmitoyltransferase activity.
ACCUCAAGACGCGUCAAGUCAAGGCCCCGCUGAUGGAGCGCGCGUGUGUCGCCGCCUCUAUUUGCGUAGUGGAGGCUGGCUCCACCUUUCAAGCAUUGCAGUGACCUCAGCAGUGGGCUGAAUAGAGCUGGGUGGGAUUUUGUGCCUCGUAUUCAAGGAUCACGAUUUAACGGUGUAUGUGACGGAGCGAAUGAACGUUUAGCCGGUAACGUUACGCGCUGAACGGUGCAGGAUUUGUGUUCGUGUUUGCGUGCGGCUAACGACAGGGAUCAAAUAAACGAGGAAUGUGGGAUUUACAGAAUGCCCAACAGCGUUGGAAAAAGAUUUAAACCCACCAAAUACAUCCCGGUGUCCACUACCGCCACUCUUCUGGUGGGAUCCACUACUUUAUUCUUCGUUUUCACGUGUCCGUGGUUGACCAAGGCCAUCUCCUCUGUUGUGCCUCUAUACAAUGGCAUCGUCUUCCUAUUUGUGUUGGCCAACUUCAGCAUGGCCACCUUUAUGGAUCCUGGAGUCUUUCCCAGAGCGGAUGAGGAUGAAGACAAAGACGAUGAUUUCCGAGCUCCGCUUUAUAAAAACGUGGAGAUAAAGGGAAUUCAGGUGCGGAUGAAGUGGUGUGCCACGUGCCACUUCUACAGACCUCCUCGCUGCUCACACUGCAGCGUGUGUGACAACUGUGUGGAGGAGUUUGACCACCACUGCCCAUGGGUGAACAACUGCAUUGGCCGGAGGAAUUAUCGUUACUUCUUCUUGUUUCUGCUGUCUCUAAGUGUUCACAUGGUGGGCGUGUUUUCCUUUGGCCUGCUGUUCGUCUUACACCACCUUGAGAGGCUGAGUGCGCUCCACACCACUGUGACUCUUGUGGUUAUGUGUGUGACUGGCCUGUUCUUCAUCCCUGUUAUGGGCCUCACUGGGUUCCACACGGUUCUCGUAGCCAGAGGACGGACCACAAACGAACAGGUGACAGGAAAGUUCCGAGGAGGAGUGAAUCCAUUCACUCGGGGUUGCUGUGGCAACGUGAAACACGUCUUAUGCAGUCCGCUUGCUCCUAGGUACAUCGCUGAUCCCAGGAAGAAAAUUCCCAUCACCAUGAACCCACCAUUCAUCCGCCCUGACCUCUCUAAUCGACACGUCAGUGUAAAAGUCAGUGAUAAUGGUAUCCACAGUAACAUCCUACGAAGCAAAACCAGUCUGGAUGGUGUGGAUGAUAAAAGUAUAGAUACACAACCACCUCUGCCGCCCAAAGCGGAUCGCUACAACCAGCUCAAGAGUCAACUCACCUCCAGCGAAGAGAGUUCCCUGUCAGGCAAACCCACUAAUCCAUCCACCCCAGCCAUGUACAAAUACCGACCUUCCUUCAGCACCAUGCCUAAAGUGCACUAUCACGCAACCGGAGAGAAGAUUGUAAUGUCUGAGAACGGUAAGCCCUCUGCAGUUUUGGAGGAGAGAGGUCACGAUUACCGCUCGGAGCCGAAUCUGGAUAUGCCGGACUUCCGCAGCACUCCUCUCCACCGAACUUACCAGUCCUCACCUUUCCAGCUGGACUCAUUCAGCACCACUUCUCGCUCAUUCAGUCUCAAACAGGGAGUGAACAGGGCUGACCAGAUGCCACUGGGUGGCAGCAAACCACAAACGGUCACUUCCACCCCUCACAAUGGAGUCUUCUCCCCUGGGACAUUAUCUGGCCGCAAUGGCAGCCUAUCCUAUGAUAGCUUGCUAACCCCCAGCAUUACGCCAUCUGUGGGCGAGUGCGCUGCCCAUCCGGGAGUGCCCUCUAUGGGUUUUCAUUCACCUUACUUGCCCACUAAAAUGUGUCAUGUACGAGGGCCCGAGCUUCAAUGGCACGCCGGCCCGCCAUCCUAUAGUCCUGUUCACGUAGGAGCGAUGUACGGGCGGCAAUCGCCACUCUCAAGAGACCGAGAUCCCUCGCCUGUCCGCUACGACAACCUCUCCAAAACCAUCAUGGCCUCCAUUCAGGAAAGGAAGGAGCUUGAGGAGAGGGAGAAACUCAUGCAUCGGCACGCUCAAGCACUGGUGGCCUAUGCCAACGAUUCUGGUGUGUUUGACACCUGCAGUGGAGCCACCUAUGGACUCCCACCAGGGACGUGCUACCCCGACGGCCCUAGAGGCCCCGGAUCCCGAGAGCCCACCCCUCCUGUGUGCGGCUCUCGGGAUAACUUGAUGGGAGUCGGGGUAGUGGGAUAUGCUCCCCGAACACCUGUUCUGCGUUCCUCUGCAUCUUCACUCACCAGAGUGCCGAGGAUUUCCACUACAUCCCUCCACACUGAUGGAGGCGGUGUGAGCAGGACAGCCGAACACCAAUACCGCUCUCCGGUGCACCAAACGAAUCACUCCCCAACAUCUGUGCCCCGUUCCCCAUCAUAUGCGCAUCAGAGGGUCGCCUUCAUUAGCGCUCUGGAGAGGGCAGACUCACCACAUCUGGGUACAAGAGAGGACCUCGGUCAAGGUAAAAUCAACGGGCAACUAAAGAGCCAAGCACGUGACUGCCAUCUUGGGACUCCUUCUGGAACUCCCAGCAGACACACCAAUGUCAAAAAGGUCACAGGAGUGGGUGGAACUACAUAUGAGAUUUCCGUUUGACGGACAGCUUGAAGAGCCACUGCCUGUGAGGAAAAGCACUGCCAUGGCAACACCACCUCCUCUUGUGCUCAAGACGAUUAAACUUCUCUUUCUUUUCACAUUAUUUUUUUUUAAAUAAUAGUCAAACCGAUUGAUCACAAGACACACAUUAUCUGGUGCAGUUCUGUUGACCCAGUGUAAAAUAUAACAGGAGUGCUUCGUCACAGAAGCGUUGUAUGUUUUUAAAGUGUCAGCCAUCAGGAUAUAAAUCCCACACCACAGAAAAUUCUGGUUUAAUGGCAUCAAAUGAAAAUUUCAAAUAUAUAUACAGUAAGGGCUGAAAAUGUACAGUGUCAGUUCAUUUGUUUGUAUAUAAAAGCUGAAAGGUCGCAUAUUGAAUGCAAAUGUGCUCAGUAUGCUGAUCUUCCACA